Molecule: messenger RNA, 336 nt
Organism: Penicillium alfredii
Lineage: Eukaryota; Fungi; Ascomycota; Eurotiomycetes; Eurotiales; Aspergillaceae
Exons: 1
Coding region: 1-336 (111 amino acids)
Source: RefSeq, a predicted model, not a curated record
AUGAAUGGCCACGGGGAUGACCUGAAAAGCAUCCAAAAGGGCGUUAUCGACUCCGAUAUCAUUGCUAUUCCUCAUAAUCCCCACUCUGCGUCCAGUCAUGAUAGCCGCAUAUCCCUGGAAAGCUCUACGAAGUAUAUGCGAGACGCAAUUUCCUACUCUCCGCCGAAGCCCUGGGGCAAGGAUUUCAAUCCCACCCAUAAACGGCGCAAAGGGUCCGGUGACUUGGGGCUUCCUACUGUUCAGGACGGGAGCCUGACAUCAUUGGCCGACUUUGAAAAUGGGUUGCUGGGGAGCUGGCUAGUUGGCUUCAAAAGACUGAGCCCCCGGUCCCUGUGA